Molecule: messenger RNA, 1854 nt
Organism: Diaporthe batatas
Lineage: Eukaryota; Fungi; Ascomycota; Sordariomycetes; Diaporthales; Diaporthaceae
Exons: 2
Coding region: 1-1854 (617 amino acids)
Source: RefSeq, a predicted model, not a curated record
AUGUCUGGUUUGGCAGUGAGAAAGAAGAAAGGCGGCAUCGCCCCGGGUGCGAAGAGGAACAGGCGCGACAGCCACAGCGACAGCGAAGAUGACGGCGACCGGCCUAGAGGACAUGCUCCGCGUUCAGAAUGGGACGAGGAUGGAGAUCUAAGCUCCGAGCAGGACGAAGAGGAUCAGAACGAUGAAAAAUCUGACGAGGAAGAGUCCGAGCAGGAUGAAGUCGUUCGACCAAAGGGGCGGGCGUCUCGGCCACCUGCCAAGAAGCAGAAGCUGGCGCACAAGGCCACAUCGGGGUCCUCGAGGGCAGCCCCCACGAGGGACCUGGCAGAUAUUGACACGGAUGAGUCCGAGAGCUCAAGGCCAACGCGCGCCACGGGGAACGGGGUCGUUUUGCAGAGGCCGUCCCUGGCGUUCCAGACGCGAAAGAAGGAGGCCAAGAAGCAGAAACGCGGGAUGAAGCCCGGCGACGUCAAGGGGGACAGUUCCACGGACACUGCCGCUGAUGAGCUUAAGGACGUGUACAUCCCGACCGUCAAGGCCAAGGCGUCUGUCGUGCGCAGGAGCCGCGACUUCCCGCCUCGGGAACAGGAGGACUUUAAGCUUCUCAUUCCAAAACCUCAUUAUGAUGAGUACUGGACGCGAGAGGACGAGAGAGAUCUAGCGCGACGGCUAUCAGACGACGUGAACUUCAAGAAACAGUGCGAGCCCAAGCCGAUCGUCGUGGGCCUCUGGAAGACGGUAUUCCGCUUUACCGGGUGGCUGGUAACAGAUGUUAUUGGGCCAAGGACCAAUCUGGAGUUUCGUUCUGAAUCUCAGAAGGGCGACGGCCCCAUAUGGACUGACAGGCUCUGUGAGGCCCUCCCGGACGUGGUCCUCCACCCAAUGCUCGACCUUGACCCGGCGAAGGCCGCAUUGGCGCUGCAGUGGGCCGUCAUCUGCCGCACUGGCGACAAGAGGAAACAUCGCCUGAGUGGCUGUAAUGAUGACAUUUUCCUGCGGUUCCUGGCGUCGGUCGUCAACAAGCACCAGGACGGCAACACGACGCCCAGGUACCUGCGAGAGCUCGCACUCUACAAGCACAAGAAGCUCCAGGACGCCGGGGUCGGGCCACCGCGAUGGCACGAGCUCCUGCGGCACAUCGAGGACAAGGUCGCCGAAACGAGCCAGAAGAAGGCGCCCCAAGGCGGAGAGGCUGCCGACGCCACACAUGGAGUUGACGGGGAGCCCUACUUUGUCAACCUUGCCGACGUGUACGCCGUGCGCAGCGCCCUCGACAGGAUAAAACAUCUCAGCAUGCGCCAGUACCUUGGUGCGCGCCUUAUCUCGGGUGCGGUCAUGCCCUCCAGGGAAAACUCCGACGUUCCUAACAGGGAACUUAUGCAAAGGGCUAUUAAGGCUGUGUUGCUAUACAAAGAGCGAAAUAAGGAGCGUGCGGCACGGGGUGGCCUUCCAGAGCCGCUGCCAAGCCCCAAACCACACCUCAAGCGCCCAUCAAAGGAUGGUGACGGGUCAGAUGACGGUCAAGACUCUUCCGACGACGACCCGUUCACAUCGGCAGGAGACAAGAGCCCAGCGCGCAAGACGGCAGCCCGCAAGACGGCACGCACGCCGCUUCAAACUCGUCACAGGGACCCGAGUUCAACUGGUCCAGGGCGCACCGCAGACUCGCAGAGUGCCUCUCCGUCGCUAGGCGAGAGCCCCCAUGCCCCGUCCCUACAAUACGAGCCGGCGAUGGGUGUUGACGACGCUUCACUCGGCGAACAUGACGCGCUGCAACCCAGCGACGAGUCGCAAACCAUGCGCGGAGAUGACGAUGUGAUGUCGGGUCUCAUACCCGAGUCGCCCGGUGCAUAG